This is a messenger RNA of Tigriopus californicus, 2177 nucleotides long. Its product is annotated as nuclear pore complex protein Nup93-like. Gene Ontology annotation, molecular function: structural constituent of nuclear pore. Lineage: Eukaryota; Metazoa; Arthropoda; Copepoda; Harpacticoida; Harpacticidae. Gene Ontology annotation, cellular component: nuclear pore. The record is from RefSeq and is a predicted model, not a curated record. Gene Ontology annotation, biological process: protein import into nucleus; poly(A)+ mRNA export from nucleus.
GCAUGCUCUGGGCGGCCCGCCCGGUCCAGGCUCCGAUCUAUUGGAACUCACCCGCUCUAUUCGUCCUGAGCGCAGUCGCGUGCAUGAUUCCACAUUGCAUGCCGGCCGCUCGACUUUAGAUCAUGAGGAGGUGGCCUAUGCCCAAGUGGUCAGCCGCUAUAAUGAGGCGGUGGCUUCAGGUGGCGGAUCGCUGAAACCCGAUCUGGUGGAUCACUUUGGUCGCCUUUUCCAACCUGAACGGGAUCAAGAAGUUUCGGCCUUGUGGGAAAUCACGCGGAGCUUGGUCCGAAAUCUCCCGCCCGCACCCAAUCAAGCCUCGAAGAUCGCCACUUGGCGGGCCUCAGAUGUCUGUCAAAAGGCCGUGGUGCAAGCCGCUCAGAAUUAUUUGGAAGCCGAUUUCAAAAAAUUCAUCACCACCACCGUGUUCAAUAACAUGCCCAAGGCUCAGCUAGGUGGCAUACCCGGCACUUACCAAUUAGUGCGUAGCUUCCUCAAGGUUCAAAUCCCACCGAAUACCCCGGGGCUAGAAGAUGGUUUAAUUGACGGGGCGCCGGUCUGGGCCAUGAUUUUUUACGCCCUUCGAUGUGGCGAUGUUAAAGCCGCCAUUCAAUCGGCCAAUCAAGCCGGUCAAGGAUUGUCGGACAUGACCAAGUUUCUGACAGAAGUCAACACUUCCGUGGACCAACGUCUUACGCCUCACUCGGACAAUAUUGUGAAACUAGCUUAUCGCCGAUCCAUUCGCUCUACCACGGAUCCUUUUAAACGGGCGGUUUAUUGCCUCCUUGGGGCGUGUGAUCCAUCGGAUGAACAUAAUGAGAUCGCCACUUCAUUGGACGACUACCUAUGGCUGAAGCUGUACCAGAUUCGCGGGGACGAUGAGAUUGCCUCUUCCCACGCCUUAGAUCACUUAACGCUGACCAAGUUGCAGAUCCAAAUGUCUGAGGAAUAUGGCGAGUCUCAUUUCAACGCCUAUGAGAAACCGCUUUUAUACUUUCAAGUGCUAUUUCUCACCGGACAAUUUGAAGCUGCCACCGAGUUCCUAUUCCGGACCAACCGAUUCCGAGCCCACGCCGUUCACAUUGCCCUAUCCUUGUUCGAAAUACGUAUCCUUCUAUUGCCUAGAAACAUUCAGGCCGCCCUGCUCUCGCGAGAAUCAGGCGAUCGCAAUCCAUUGAGACGGCUCAACAUUGCCCGUCUCAUCAUGCUUUAUGUGAAAAAGUUUGAAAGCACGGAUCCCAAGGAGGCCCUCCAAUACUUCUACUUCCUCCGCAAUGAACGUGGAACAAAAGAUGAGAAUCUCUUCAUGUCCUGCGUGAGCGCUCUGGUUUUAGAGUCCCGUGAAUUCGACCUACUUUUGGGACAACUCACGCAAGAUGGAACUCGAGCCCCGGGAUUAAUUGAUCGCCUUCAGAACUCUCCCGGGGACUCUCAACGAGUCAUUGAAUUGGUAGCCCAAGAUUCCGAACAGAAAGGGAUGUUUGAGGAUGGAGUGAAACUCUACGACUUGGCUCGCAAGCAUGACAAAGUCAUUGAACUGUUAAACAAGCUACUGGCUCAGGUCAUUGCCCAACCCGCGUCUGUGGAAUCCCGCCGAGAUCGGCUGCAACGCCAAUCUGUAGAUGUGGCCAAGCGCUAUAGAAGUCUCGGACAUGGGGCUUCUAAGGCUAAUAUUGAGUCAUUUUACCUCUUGCUCGAUCUCAUGACCUUCUUCGAUCUGUAUCAUAUGAAGAAAUUUGACGAUGCCCUGGAUACAUUGGCCAAGUUAAAGCUCGUUCCUCUGUUGGUCUCCGAGAUUGAUCUCAUGGUUGGCAACUUUCGUCUUCUCCAAGAGGAGAUUCGUCGUAAUAUUCCCGACCUUUUGCUCUCAGCUAUGAGUAUUCUAUUUGCCCAAUACAAACAGAGCAAAAGUGCUACUCCAGGGCGAGGCAUGGGUCAAGAUGGAGGAAGAGAACGGCAUUUGGAUACCUUACGAGACCGAGCCAAAGCCCUCAUCACGUAUGCGGGGAUGAUCCCUUAUCGAAUGCCGGGUGACACCAAUGCUCGACUCGUUCAAAUGGAAGUCCUAAUGAACUAAGUCAAUGACUCAUUCAGAGGAUGGUGACCAGAAAAUGAAAUUUGUAUGCUCGUACAUUAACCAAGUGCCAAUAACGAUAAUAAACUCGACUUUCCCAUGGCCA